Thlaspi arvense is the source of this 591-nucleotide messenger RNA. NCBI's taxonomy places the organism in Eukaryota, Viridiplantae, Streptophyta, Magnoliopsida, Brassicales, Brassicaceae. The record is from the annotation of a GenBank genome assembly.
AUGUCAAUCGAAGCGAUACCGGAGAACGAGGAGGAGAGAGAUCUACAGCAAGAGAUUGAAGAGACUACUCCGUUGCUCGACGAUUCACAACCCGACGGUGAAUUAAGGUCGAGGACAGCGACGACAAAGGUGCCGGAGGUGGAGAUCCAUCUGUAUCGGUGUGGAAAAGGUCCGAUCGAUGUGUUCAAGUCGAAUCUCGGCGGGUGGGAGCAGGAUCAGCUCGAGGUUCGAUCUAUCCUUGAGAAAUAUGGAUUAAAGUCCCUCUUCGCUUUCAACGUCGAGAAAGGCCGCGCCGUACCGAUCCGGUUUCACCCUAGAAACGGCCGGUCUGUGCUGCCUUACAGGGACGGCGCCGUCAUUUUCAUCGACGGUGAACCUCAGGAUUCACUGAUAAAACCCAUCACAAGGAUCGUGCUCGGAGUCGUGAUUGUUAUGGUGUUGAUAACGUUUCUAUUGAAAGACCCUCCAGCGUGGAUCAAGAACAACAUCUCCAUGGGGAACUUUCCUCCGUGGGUGCUUGCGUGCAUAGUAAUAGUAUUCACCCGAGCGAGGAAGAGAACCAGAGACUUCUUCAGGAAGUAUGGCUGGUGA